AUGAGAGGUGGCCCACGUAGUUUGGAGGAGUUCUUCUACCAUAAGCUCAUGCAGAGCCCUGCUUUCCAUCGCUUCGUUCGGCGCAUAUAUUACAAAGUUAACGGCUUAACAGAUACAUCUACGGCAAGACCUUCACAAAAUUUGGGAACAUAUCAUCCUUCAACCAUACAAAAGUUCAACGCUUACAGAAUAUUGUUUUGGGAUGAGAUACGAAGCACGUUCGGGUUAUCGAGAAAGUUUAAAAAUAAUUUUAAACCCUAA
Messenger RNA from Lachancea fermentati, 261 nucleotides. The record is from the annotation of a GenBank genome assembly. NCBI's taxonomy places the organism in Eukaryota, Fungi, Ascomycota, Saccharomycetes, Saccharomycetales, Saccharomycetaceae.